Molecule: messenger RNA, 2590 nt
Organism: Zea mays
Lineage: Eukaryota; Viridiplantae; Streptophyta; Magnoliopsida; Poales; Poaceae
Source: RefSeq, a predicted model, not a curated record
CGUGAACAGUGGCGGCCUGGCCGGCUCACGUUUACGACCCCGUCGCGUCGUGCACCCACCAACACGCCACCGCUCCUCCUCCUCCUGCUACAUUUACAUUAUUGGGGGCCUCUUCUCCAUCCGCCACCUCUCGGCGCAUCAUCAGCUGUGCCUGUGAGCUCUCUCAUUCACCGGCACCGCUGCUCUUGCUCUUGUGUUCGUAAGUAACUUCGCAUUGCCUUGCCCCGCCCCCUUGUCCUGCUCCCUCCGGAGCUCCCCGCCUGCUCCAUUUAAUUACUGACUGACUCAUACCCUUCCCCGCAUUCGCCUUCUUGUUUCUUCCAUCCCACCCGUACCAGCCGCCGGUCCCCAAUGCCCAGGCAGGCAGCCCAGCACGGUGUGGUGGUCUGAUCCGCGGCGGCGCGCCCGUCGCUCCCUCCGCGAAUGGCUCCUCCAGCAGGGACAGGGGCAGGGACGGAGGGGAGGCCGGCGCGGCGGCGCGGCACCGGCACCAGCCCCGGACGCACCAAGGUGUGGGUCGAGCCGCCGGGCAAGAGCCACGGCCACCACCACCACCAGGCUCCGCCGCCCCCGUCCCCGCCCAAGAGGGUGGCCGUGGUCUACUACCUCUGCCGCAACCGCCACCUCGAGCACCCGCACUUCAUCGAGGUGCCGCUCGCCGUACCGGAGGAAGGCCUCUACCUUCGAGAUGUGAUGAACCGCCUCAACGUGCUGCGGGGGAAGGGCAUGGCCUCCAUGUAUUCUUGGUCCUGCAAGAGGAGCUACAAGAACGGCUUCGUGUGGCACGACCUGUCCGACGACGACCUGGUGCUCCCCGCGCAGGGCAGCGAGUACAUCCUCAAGGGCUCCGAGCUCCUCGACCGCUCGCCGCCGCCGCCGCCAGAUCGGCAGCAUGAUGGCGGCGCUAGCAACCCGAAUGUGGAGGAGAACCUCAAGCACCGCAAGGAAGAAGAGUCCCCGCAGUCUCGGGGCUCGCAGGAAGGGUGCUCGUCGUCGUCGUCUCCUUCCGCCUCCGCCGCUGGCAAGGAGAUCUCGCCUCCGCCCGCCACUCCGCGGCCACAGCAGCAGGCGCAGUCGGCAGCCCUGCCGCCGCCGCCGUCGCCGUCGCCGGCUUCCACCAGCCGCGAGGACGACCCGUGCCGGACCGCGCACUCAGGCUCGUCCGGCAACCAGUCCCCCGAACCCGCUGCGAGAAACGCUCCACCGUCAGAGGCUAGCUCCCCAGGACCGUCGGAGUACAGAGUCUGCAGACCCGUCGGGGCUCAGGACGCGGCCACACAGACAGACGACAGCGAGAGGGACGCUGCUGAAAACCAUAGUACUCGCGUGGCCGGAGCGUCCACCAUGGACACGACGUCGGAUGCCGAGAUCCAGGAAUGCCACCGGAGGAGCUCGCCGCUGUCACCCAAGGUACCCGAGACCGUUCGUGAGUCACCGCCGGCCGUGUGCUCCUCCGAUGCUGCUUCGCCUGGUGGCAGAGUCGAGACGUUGGAGUCCCUGAUAAGAGCAGAGGCCAGCAGGAGGAGUAGCUUCAGGACAUUGGAGGAGGGACACAUGCUUGGCCCGGUGGGUGUCAAACUGAAGCCGGCCAACUUGCUGAUGCAGCUUAUCACGUGUGGGUUCGUGUCUGUGAAAGAACACCGAGGCUUCGGGUUCAUCCCGACGUACAGGCCUCGGUUUACGCAGGUCGAGUUCCCUUCUCCGGUGUUCUCCACUCCCGUGGCGUUGCGGCACCUUGACAGAAUCCCUUGCAAUACAAAAGCAACUGGGUCGACGAGAGCUCCGGAGCCGGAAUGUUUCAGCGGGAGCUUGGUUGUUGAGACGAAGCAGCAGGACGAGCCCGGGAGAGGGAUCGCCUCACUCAAACGCUCGUCAUCUUACGACGAGGAUAGAGUGUACAGAGCAGCACAUCCCAAAAGCAACACGGAAAGCUCCUGUGAGGCAGGUAGUUUCAGGUGCCUCCCACAGACCAUCAGGAUCAUAUCGUGUAAGCAGUCGAGGAGUGGAACAGUACUCUCCCCCCCUGCCUCUGACGUGAGAAACGGCUCUAUCCAACAAGAACACAGUACCAUGUCCUCACCGCUGGGCUCAUCGAAGAGCGCGAGCAACAGGAUGGCCGAUCCGUCGCCGCCGGGCAAACUGUCUUGUGCGAGAGCCGAGUCGUUGUUCCGCGAGGAGAAGGACAUGAUCAAGAUCGAAGAAAGGCUUCCUUCUGGAGCUCGGGUCAUAAUCCAGUCCGCGCCGUUGUGUGAAGAAGAAAGCGACGACAGCAGCGAAUGAAUCACAUUGUAAGGGUCCGUGUUACAUAUGUUUUUGUUUUCUUUUGUUCUUUUUUUUUCAUUUCGUUUUGCUGAGGAUGAUGGCAUCUGCGUGCGUAGCUUUUGGAGUAGAGGGUUCAAAGGUAUUGAUUGAUUCUGUAAACCGUGUGAAUGUGAUAGUCCGGGCGUUUUCUCACACCUCGAAGAAGAGAAUAGUUUGCCUUUGCUUAUUUUUUUUUUUAUAAAAAAGGGGCCCGCUUUUGUGUAUCUUAGGCAUACAGUUUUACUUGCUUUGUUUUUCUUCAAGUAAAUAAGCAUGGAUUGUUUUUCUU